AUGGGGGAUAUUAAUAAAGGUUUAUGUAAGUUCUACGCCAAUGUAAUGACACGUAGGCCAAGUCUUGACGUUAAGAGGUACGAAGGUACGAUAACUAUGAAGAAGGAAUAUGCUAAUUGGGCAAAAAUAGUAGUGUCCUUGGAGCGUGCAGUAUCCCAAAAGGACGCACACAAUUAUUUACAAGAGUACAGUAUCAAAUUAGGUCCAGGUGACGAUCCGAAUAAUCCAGCAUGCGAACAGAGAGGUGUAUUAAUCAUCAAAAGUAAAUCUAAAACGAGAGCUAAGCAACGUAAGGGUGCCGUUUCUAAUUGGAAGCGCGUAGGAAAAGUUACAAUAACCGAGCUGAAAAAACGUGGCAUGACCGGAGAGGAAUUGCGACAAAUAAUGUGGGGACGUGAAUCUUUUUCAACGCCUGUACGUGCUAGUCCAAAUGUCGGUGGCAAUAACAACGAAGUUUCUGCAUUAACCGCUGGCUUUGGUGACGCAUUAACCGCAGCUCUGGACGUGAUGGCCUUCGCUCAUGAUCUUGAUCUCUCUGCGGAUACAACUGAGGGAAUACCUGCCAUCAACGUCACCGACAAACAACAAACUAAGAUGCAAGCAAAAGUCCCUAAUAGUUGUCAGAGUAUAACGAACGUUCAAGUGGAUUCCAAAACGAAACUUCCAACUUUAACCACAUUUUCUGAUCUUAGUAACAAUUUCGUUGAGAAACCUAUCGAAACAAUUAACGUUCCGAUUGAAUCUAAAUUGUCCAAAGAAGAAGAUCCAUUUUUGAAACUGAUCAUAGCAUCGGAGUUGACGAACGACGAAGAAUUGCUUCCGAAAUUAGCCAAAGAUGUUUUAGAAGUGGCAGAAAAAUCAGUUAAGAUGACAAAAGAAACAACGAAAUCAAAGUCACAAAUUUUAGAAGGAUUAGCAUUGAUCAUGGCACCCACCAACGUCGAAAAUUCUGUCCCAAAAAAACAAUACUUCGUUGAAUCGAGUGACAAUGAUCUUUGCACAAAUGAAAAAGGGUUAGGAACGGAGUCAUAUCUAAGAAGAAUCAGGUCAGCGAACAACAGAUUUAUGAAGAGUAGAAAAAAAUCUGGACGGAAGCCUGGCAACGACAGUUCUUCCUCGUCCUCGUCCUCGUCUACGUCUACGUCGGCAUCGAUGUACGUCGACGAGAAUAUUAUCGGUUAUAGGUCUUUGCUGAAUGGCCCGGAAGAGGAACCGACGAAGCGUAUCCCGAACAAAGAUCGCAAGAAGUCUGUCGAAACAAUUAAGGACGAGGUCGAGCAAAAUGGUGCUAGUUGCAAUCCGUUAGAGGAUAAGCCACAGAAACGACGACCGAAGACAGCUAGGAAUAGAGUAUCACCGAAGGAGGAACCAAUUGGUAAAAGAGAAUCGAUUGAACGAAAUAAGAUACCUUUUGAAACGACGACGACGACGACGACGACGACGAUGGAAACGGAAACGACGACGGAUCCAUUGGAACCAUGGAGCACGCGUGGUAUUAAAGACAUGAACGCCAUAUUGGCUUGGAAGGAAAAUACACUGGACAGUCCUUAAUGUAACUUUAUGAUACUGAGGUUGCACCUACUACAGACACCUCCUACAACCAACCAACCAACCCAUCCAACUAU
Molecule: messenger RNA, 1625 nt
Organism: Polistes canadensis
Lineage: Eukaryota; Metazoa; Arthropoda; Insecta; Hymenoptera; Vespidae
Exons: 7
Coding region: 1-1551 (516 amino acids)
Source: RefSeq, a predicted model, not a curated record